Molecule: messenger RNA, 829 nt
Organism: Etheostoma cragini (Arkansas darter)
Lineage: Eukaryota; Metazoa; Chordata; Actinopteri; Perciformes; Percidae
Product: nuclear receptor ROR-beta-like
Exons: 4
Biological process (GO): regulation of transcription by RNA polymerase II
Cellular component (GO): nucleus
Molecular function (GO): RNA polymerase II cis-regulatory region sequence-specific DNA binding; nuclear receptor activity
Source: RefSeq, a predicted model, not a curated record
GUGCAGGGUUUCUUCAGACGGAGUCAGCAGAACAACGCGUCCUACUCGUGUCCCCGCCAGAGGAACUGUCUCAUCGACAGAACAAACCGCAACCGCUGCCAACACUGCCGCCUGCAGAAGUGUCUCGCCCUGGGGAUGUCCAGAGACGCGGUGAAGUUCGGGCGCAUGUCGAAGAAGCAGCGCGACAGCCUGUACGCCGAGGUGCAGAAGCACCAGGCGCGGCUGCAGGAGCAGCGGCAGCAGCAGACCGGCGAGGCCGAGGCCCUGGCCCGGGUCUACUCCUCCAGCCUCUCCAACGGGCUGUCCACGCUCAACCACGAGAUCGGCGGCACCUACGCCAACGGACACGUCAUAGAGCUGCCCAAGGGCGGCAACGGGGCCGGGAUCCCGGGGGGGUACUACGGGAUGGACUCCACCCAGCCGUCUCCGGACCAGUCCGGGCUGGACAUGUCGGGCAUGAAGCACAUCAAGCAGGAGCCGGUCUACGACCUGACGCCGGUGCCGAACCUGUUCAGCUACGCAGGCUACCAGGACAGUCAGCUGGGGCCCAGCAACGUCAGCAUGGGGGAGCUGGACCGGAUCGCCCAGAACAUCAUCAAGUCUCACCUGGAGACGUGUCAGUACACGACGGAGGAGCUGCAGACGCUGGCCUGGCAGACGCACUGCUACGAGGAUGUCAAGAUGUACCAGAGCAAGCCGCGGGACGUCCUGUGGCAGCAGUGUGCGAUCCAGAUCACACACGCCAUCCAGUACGUGGUGGAGUUCGCCAAACGCAUCUCAGGCUUCAUGGAGCUGUGCCAGAACGACCAGAUCCUGCUGCUCAAGUCUG